Messenger RNA from Pieris rapae (cabbage white), 922 nucleotides. It is a transcript of the gene Taf13, whose product is annotated as transcription initiation factor TFIID subunit 13. Gene Ontology annotation, molecular function: protein heterodimerization activity. Lineage: Eukaryota; Metazoa; Arthropoda; Insecta; Lepidoptera; Pieridae. Gene Ontology annotation, biological process: transcription by RNA polymerase II. The record is from RefSeq and is a predicted model, not a curated record. The transcript is spliced from 5 exons. The coding region runs from base 121 to 567 and encodes 148 amino acids. Gene Ontology annotation, cellular component: transcription factor TFIID complex.
GGACUUCGUUUGACGUUUCAUAAAUGACAAAUAAAACCAAGGUUCCGUUUGUUUGUACAUCUCAAAAUAAAUUAUUUUUUAUUAACAAAUAAAUAGUUUAAUUAAUAAAUUACCGUUCAAAUGGCGACUCCAACCCCUGAUACUUCUGAACAAUACGAUCAGUUCGAAGAUGAUGAGUCUGAACAGCAAUUGGGGGCUACAGCAUCUGGGCGUAAACGACUAUUUAGUAAAGAACUUCGCUGUAUGAUGUAUGGCUUUGGAGAUGAUCAAAAUCCAUACACAGAGAGUGUUGAUUUCCUAGAGGACCUGGUUAUCGAAUUUAUUACGGAAACUACUCAUAGAGCUAUGGAAGUUGGUAGACCAGGUAGAGUUCAGGUAGAGGAUAUAAUAUUUCUGGUUCGUAAAGAUUUUCGAAAAUAUGCUAGAGUUAAAGACCUUCUUACAAUGAAUGAAGAAUUAAAGAAGGCUCGAAAGGCCUUUGAUGAAGUUAAAUAUGUUGCAUUCUUAUAUUAUAGAAGAUCAACAAUAAUAUUGGCAGUUCAUGUGAUGCCCAUGCUUCUAGAGUGAUGCAAAGUGAUAAGUUUCAAUAAAAAUUGGACAAAAACUGUGAGUAUUGCUUCAAAUUGUGCAACUGGCGAUAAUCAAAUAUUUGGGUCACUUUUAUUUUGUAUUAUUUUUAGUAUAGACUGGAUGCACAAUGUUUGCUGUCCCAGAAAGAUUCCUAGACAAGAAGUACCUUUCUGCAGAAAAAAAUAAAAUUUCCUGGGAUUAAUGUUACAAAUGUUUAUGUUGUGGUUAUUAAAUUAUACAUGUAUUAUUGAUGGCACAAGCAAAGGUCAUAUCGUUUCAAUGAGCUUUUGUAUUGAUAUUAAUAAUAAUAUUAAAAUGUUCAUUAAAUAAAAAUUAAAGGUAAAUUGUUCAA